Messenger RNA from Bursaphelenchus xylophilus (pine wood nematode), 687 nucleotides. The record is from the annotation of a GenBank genome assembly. Lineage: Eukaryota; Metazoa; Nematoda; Chromadorea; Rhabditida; Aphelenchoididae.
AUGAGACGUGCAGAACCACGGGUUAUUUUAACCGCCAGAAGAUGCCAACAUGCUUCUAGUUCCACAUGCGAUCAAGCGGCUGAAGAUGCGUACUGUCUAACCCUGGCCGAAAGCAUGAAGAAGAUACUGAAAGUGAGCGUUGGAUUCCUUUGCUUAUGACUCCCAUUUUAGUGUGGUUGUUAUUACGGUUCGAUAACUGCGGGACGUGCAGAGCUGAUGUUGCGAAGCCGACCGGAUGGGUCUUUUCUGUUCCGAGAUUCUCGAGGUUCUCUCUCCAGCUUCUUUUCCAUCACUUACAAAACAAAUGGAGUCGUCAAUCAUAGCCGGAUCGGCUACUUCAAGGGGCGUUUUUGUCUGGGCUCGGCCAAUGCUCUGCUCCAAUCAGAUGACAUGCAGGACUUCGUAAAUAAAAUUGUGGAAGCUUCCAGAAAAGGGGAUCUGCUCAACAUCCUUGAGAUGCCGCGUUCUGAAACACAACGGAGUCAGGAUGUUAAGUUACUCUACCCAUUCAGGAGAUCAAAUCUGAUGCCCAAGUUGAAGGAGCUAUGUCGAAUCGUGAUUCGUGCUCAUAUUAUCAACGAUGAUUAUGUCCGUUUUCUGCCGAUCCCAUUUGAUGCCCAAAAAUACGUUCUCGAUUGUACAUUUCUUUAUUCUUUCUGUCCUUACAUCCAACCGUUGCGGAUAUAG